This is a messenger RNA of Amoebophrya sp. A25, 1968 nucleotides long. NCBI's taxonomy places the organism in Eukaryota, Dinophyceae, Syndiniales, Amoebophryaceae. The record is from the annotation of a GenBank genome assembly.
AGGCGGUGAUAGCGUAGAUCAAUCAUGGCUCGUUCGUGGUAGUAAGUCGACGCAGAGCGUAGGUAUCUCCCUCUUUUCCAAGAGAGACACAGGGGUUUCAGUUUAAGUAAGUAGUUGAGUGUCGCAUGUCGUCGAGCCCCGACCGUCGCCGGGGUACGUUCUAUUCCCUGUUAGGGCCCUUUGUAGGCAAAGUCGGCGGACACACGUAUCCCUUCGUAGGAAAGACUGUUGCUUCUAGUGAUGCUGGUGGCAGCGUGAAUGAGUGAAUAGUUAAGUAGAGAUGGAGUUACCACUCAGGAUGCCAUUAUAAAGAAGGCAAUAUGAUAACUCCGAUGUCAAUUUAGUCCCGACACAUUACGAUAUCAUGGAUCAUGACACGAAAAAGAAUAGAGAUAUUAGAUUUGAAAAACGUAUCUGUGAAUUUAGAAAAAUAGUGUGAAGUUGACCUCCCUUGGAUCUCCUCUGCUUUAUCGUGAACAUCGGCCUCAAACAUCGCUGCUUAAAUCGUUUUCCGAUGUGUCACAGUGCCGUUGUUGUGUAGCCUUGAUGUAGUUGUCUAGAUCAUGCCACAGAGUCGAAACAUGGCAUUUCCAGUUCCGACAGGCGGCGUGGUGACGACACCUGGUCGCACGAUGGUGCCAUUUGCGCCUGCGCCAAGGAAGCGGGAUGUGUGGGAGAUGGACUUCUUACCAGCACCACACCAGGUCGUGGAACAGCCGCCGUCGCCCGCGUUUAAGAAGCUGAAAGUCUCGACACCUCUGGACCAGUACAACUACCCUCGAUACGGAUAUUCCGCAAGCAAGGGACCGUCCAAAGACAACUUUCCGGGGAGCACGACGUCUUCUUUUGACAGUGCGGAUGAGAGCGGAAGUGUGCAGCGGGAAAUAAACGGAGCCUCCCCACCGGGUUCUAAUAACGUACACGGUUUCUCGACUUCGAGCAGCAUUUUUAGACAAGGUGCAACAAAUGCGAUGCGGCACGACCAUGUGGGCAACGGUGCAUCGGGAUCUUCAGCUGGUAGCAGUUUCCUGACCCCGAAGCGACUAGCACAAACGGGAUUGCAGGACAGUAAGAGCGCGUCUGGCGGCGCAGGAGGAAACGCUCUAUUUCCGAGCAAUAGUCCCGCAGAAGCAUCGCAGAAUCUGGCGGCACUUCCGGCAUCACCGCCCGACAUGGAGGUGACGAACUCAGCAGCCGACGCGUCCUACGGCCGACCACGGAUGCUCACAGGCUAUCAGCCGGCGAGAAGCCUCGUUCCGCCACCACCACCGACACAUUUGGGUUACGAGCCACCGAGCAGCCAGGAGUCCGACAUGAUGCUAGUCGAUCAAUCGUAUCCAGCGGGCGCGCGAAUGGCUACACCUUCUAGACCUGUGGAGCAGGAGCAGAGGGAGCGCCUUCGACAGCAAUACCUGUCAGAAUUACAGAAGUACAGGUAUCAAAUGGCGACGCACACGCAUGGGCUACAGUUCUAUCGAUGCGGGUAAAAGAUCGUGGAAGCUCGAAUCAGCGUCAGCGUAGAACAUAGUUACUGACUGUCGUCACCAAAUCAUAGUGUGAAUCUAAAAAUACACAACGUUAGGCACAUAGUCAUAAUCACUAAGACGCACUAUAUGUAAUUCGUUGGAAGUCAGGAAAGAAGUAGUAACGCACCAACAUCGCAUCCUGUCCAUAGUGCUUAAGUAGCUUAUCUGAUCCAUGUGUUUGUGUUUGAGUGGUGUACAAGUAGAUCUUGCAGCGUGCAUGAAAGUGGCAGUCUCAAACCUCGCCCAUAGCACAAUCUUACGUCACAUAGUCCCCAGAACUUGAAAGAAUCCAGACUACCCGAUUAGCUCUUCGUGCGUGACCUUGCUUACCUCUUCCCAUGCUCCUCAUCACACGCCCUGCCGCCCACCUUGCAGACGAAAAUCAAUUUUUAAUUAAGAUGACAGAACGGGCUUCUUGUUAUAUUAUGACCAAAAAUUCAAG